Messenger RNA from Rhinocladiella mackenziei CBS 650.93, 4500 nucleotides. RefSeq lists its product as uncharacterized. Bases 1 to 4500 code for a protein of 1499 amino acids. Lineage: Eukaryota; Fungi; Ascomycota; Eurotiomycetes; Chaetothyriales; Herpotrichiellaceae. The record is from RefSeq and is a predicted model, not a curated record. The transcript is spliced from 2 exons.
AUGGACGGGAAUAUUAUUGCCGGCAUUGUAUGGGAUUCUCGAGAACCUCUUCCGUUAGACUUGGUCCAAGAAUUUCGACCAGAAAUUGACCACGAAUCUUCGGACGGAGCCUCAGAAAUCUCUCUGCCUGACGGUAAACAUGGUCAUGUUCAUCGCGGAAGAGACUGUGUCCUCCGAGAACCUGAUCGGAAUAUUCUUCUCCCAUUAUCGACCUCUCUGACGGCUAGAGUUAUAGAUGACGCGGCACAAGUAACGAUCACCCAGCUUUUCUUCAACGAUUCCAAUGCUCCUAUUCCCAGAGGGUCAUACACAUUUCCUCUCCCAAACGGUUGCACGGUCAUUGAGUUCAGCUGCCGAGUUGGUCGCAAUAAGAUUAUAAGAGCCAAAGUGAAGCCUAAGCAGGAGGCUCGGGAGGACUUUGAUCGUGCCUCUCGGAACAAUCAAACUGCAGGGCUCAUGGAGCAGGACACUCCAGAGAUCUUCACCACAACUCUUGGGAACAUUCGACCAAAUACCAAAUUGAAGGCAGAGAUUUCGUUUGUGACCUUUCUGAAGCACAUGUUCCGAGACCGGAGUAGCACUGCCACUCUCACGAUACCGGCUUAUGUGGCGAGUCGCUACGGCAGGCCUCCCCCGGGACUCACUUGUCCAUCGUCCAACGGACUCCUCAAAGGAUUCUCAGUCCACAUUGAGGUAGUUGACCCCGAGGGAAUUCAGACCAUCACAAGUAAAACUCAUGAAAUCGAAGUUGAAGGCGGAGUGGGCAGGCAAGAGUUCGAAAACUGGGAGGAGUUCGCAGCGGCAGUUGGCACUGACGAUCUUCCCGUUUCGAUUGUAAGCUUCAAGAGAGGACCGACUUUCCUCGACAAAGACUUUGUCCUCGACAUUGCAACCCGGCCGCAGGAUGGGCUGGAAGCUCCACAUGCCUGGCUUGAAACUCACCCAUCGCUUCAGAAUCACAAGGCAAUAAUGCUCACGUUACCCCCAAGCCUCAUGCUCAGAAACGAGUCUUUAAACGAGGAUGGGGAGAUAUUAUUUGUGGCUGACCGAUCGGGAUCCAUGUGUGACAAGAUCGAGUCUCUAAAGUCGGCCAUGGCGUUCUUCCUCAAAGGCAUCCCGGCGGGCCGAAAGUUCAAUAUUUGGUGUUUUGGCACGGGUCAGCAAUAUCUAUGGCCCAGAUCCCAAAAUUACUCGAAUGGGACUCUCCACGCCGCUCUUGCGUUUGUCAAGACACGAUUCAGAGCCGAUAUGGGCGGAACGGAACUUCUCCGAGCAUUGCGAUCCAUUAUAAAAUCAAGAGACCCAUCUCGAAUGACGGACAUUAUCAUUCUUACUGAUGGGGAGGUCUGGCGGCUUGACGACACAAUCAACUAUGUGCGAGAUACCCGCAUCGCUACUGAGGCUAGGGUCAGAUUCUUCUCUCUGGGUGUGGGCAGCGCAGUCUCGCAUGCCUUGGUUGAAGGCAUAGCCAAAGCAGGCGGAGGUUAUGCAGAGGUAAUCCCGGCUGCCAGCAAAGGAGGAUGGGAAGACAGAGUAGUCGCAGUGCUGAAAGCUGCAUUGACCGGCCAUGUCGGUCCACUUAGAAUUGAGUUUGAUGAUGACUCGCAAGUUGGAAUUCCUGACGAGCAAUUUCCCAAAGGUCCGAUGUUUCCCACAAAGCCACCAUUUCUGCAGUCCCCAGCGGAUAUAUCGUCUCUAAGCCCUUUCCUGCGUAACAGAGUCUUCAUGUUAUUUGGUCCGCUUACCCCUACCACUCCAUUGAGCCAUAUCAACAUUAGAUCCACCAGACCCGAUGGCCCGGAAAUCGUUACUCGAGUUGCUGUCAAAACACUCCACAGGAAAGAGAUCUCUAUCCACAAGCUAGGCGCUAGGGCGAUUCUCGGUGAUCUUGAAAGAGGAGAAAGCUGGAUUCACCUUUCCCCGUAUCGGCCGGUUCGACAUUCGGCAGAAGAACGAAGACUGGAGCGUCAGGAAGGAGAAGAACUUGGAUGUAAAUGGUCACUCGUUUCAAAAUGGACAAGCUUCUUCGCUGUUGAAGAGAUGUAUGAAGAUUGUGGAGAUGUGCAUGACGAGUUUAUGGACGUGAAAGAGGCGGACGAAGAUCUGGAUCUUCUACGACCAUGGGGAGUAUCCGGCCGGUGGGCUGACGGUCCGAACCCGGCUUUGCCAAGCAAUGAUGCUGAAGACCCGGAAAAUGAUUCCAAUGACGACGAAGAUACUCCACCAGUCUCUGACUUCGCUGAGAGACGAGAUGACAGCAGCAAUGAUAGCGAUGACGAGGACUGGGAUGACAAUGGAAGUGGAGGUGGUGUUGCAGUCAGUCCUAACAGCACCGGCCAGCGAAAUGGACAGCUGCGAGCUCCCGAAGGCGACCAAGCACCAGAUCCCGGAACCCACCACAUCGAAGAGCAAGAUGGUAGCAGCAGGCAGGGUAGCUCCUCGGCCGGUCGAUCAAAUCAAAGACCAGCUGGCGGGCAAGUAUCUGACUUUGCAUCCACAGCAACAGCCCCUGCGACCCAUGAGAUUGUCUAUCGUGGUCCUCAAAUACAGGCUCCUCCUAUGAAUUAUCCUCCGGGGCCACAAUAUCAGACUGGUGUGAACUACAGUAGAGCAGGCCCAGCCCCAAGACUCUCGUCAGCUUCCAGGCUUGUGGGCAGCAGGGUUGGCAGGAUGAGUCCUUUCGCAAUGGGAGGCCCACGCUCCCCUAUGUUCAGCCAAGGUCUAAGCCACCCCGACAUUAGCGGAGCUCAGGCUCUGUUUAGGAGAACAAAGUGUGAUGAUUCAGCAGAAGCUCUACCUCAGCAGCUGCCAUCGGUUCUACCGUAUCCGCCGCAUGGACUAGAUGCUACAUCACUGACAUUCCUACAAACUGAUUCUAUCAUAGUCUCAAAUUCAUCUAGCAUCUCUCCGCAGUUUCAAAGCGCCUCCUUCUCACGGGCCUUACCGCCGCUGGGCCUGUCUUCAACCAGGCAAGACAAAUCCAAAUCACUACAUUCCGCUCCUUCUCAUACCACUCCUCUACCCAUUGAGCGAGAACGAAAGCCUUACAUGACCAACCCAGAUAGCGGAAAGACCUGCGAGGACGUGAGCAUGUCCUCUUCAUCAAUUGACGCAGAAUCAACGGAGCGGGAUUUAUACUUUGGCUUCGAAAAUGCCUACGAAAGAAUUAGAGAAUCCUCUUCGAUGGGCCGUACGUCGACUUCGGCUGUGCCAUCGCCGUACGAGUCUAUGUCCGUCUCAACCACUAUCACCGCUCCCACGUUCAAUAUUCCGGCUUCAGGGGCGCUGAUAUAUGACUCGAGCGGCAAGUUCAAAAUCAGCGAGGACCUGAAGAAAGAGCAGAUCGUCCGACAGCUUCAAUCUUAUCAGGGGUUUGACGGUCGCUUCGUUUGCGCAGAUUCCGAAAUCAGGGCGCUUUUCGGGGAAGAAUUUUCUCGGAUUGCCCGCGAUCUGUCACGGCAACAUCCACAAUUUGGCUACGAUCUGGUCUUGCAUAUGGCUAUAGUGGCCUUCCUCCGUCUCAAAUUCGAGUCUUGUCAAGCUCUGUGGACUCUAUUGUCGGCAAAAACCGAACAGUAUAUCAACAAAAGCUUCUUAUUCCGGGGAAUAGUGGAGGCUAGCCGGGACAGGGUACUUGAAGAUAUCAAAAAUCGCUUGCACAGGGUACCAGUACUAAUUGAAACCCCUAAAACCAUUGAGAUGAGCCCAACAGACUCUAGCGGCUUAAUUUCAGCUGAAGCAAAUGUUUCGGGAGGGCUUGAACAGCAUCGUAGUCCAAUUAUUUUGGACCGACCCAGGAGAUCCUCUUCAGUGUUUCGGUCACCGUCACACUCUCGGGAUCGACCAGCAUCACCACCUGGACGAGCCCGCCCCAGCUUAGGACCUCCCCGCCGAGAAUCUCCAGCAUCUCGACCGAGAAACCGAUCGCCCCACUAUCCAACUCGAGAGGGCCGCAAAAGACGCAGAAACUCGAUCUCUCUCUCUCCAUCCCGUAAUAGCGCGGAUACGAGAGGCAGGGAAGCAGUACAUGUUUCCCAACCCUAUGUAUCAGCAUCGUACGCGACAUACUCACCAUACUCGACCUCCGCAUAUCAGUCAUCUAGCCAGUCUCCAAUUAAUGCUUACAUGUCUGUGCCACCUAUCUCAUCAGAGCAGCCAUACUUCUCUACAUCUCAAUAUCCAACAUAUCCCAGCGCCUCUUCACUAUAUCCGCAACCUUCAUUAUCUUCGCCGGUCUACUGCCAACCACCGCCAAUCACCUCGUACCCACCCAUAGCAAGUGAGCCGCCCUCAUCUUCGUACACGAGGGCGACUACCCCCCCGACAAAGUCAAAGGAAACAAUACAAUGGCCGGAUUAUGGAUACCCUAGGAGGGACAUGCCCUCGAAGGGGCCGGUGUAUAACUAUGCAAAGGCGACGUCAGAGACGCCAGUGGCAUAUGGUGCCAGAUCGGACGCGGGAGCAGAAAGGGUUGUGCUGGAGCGUGCGCCAUUUUCUUGA